Salarias fasciatus (jewelled blenny) is the source of this 1082-nucleotide messenger RNA. Its product is annotated as cornifelin homolog. The record is from RefSeq and is a predicted model, not a curated record. The coding region runs from base 166 to 519 and encodes 117 amino acids. The transcript is spliced from 4 exons. Lineage: Eukaryota; Metazoa; Chordata; Actinopteri; Blenniiformes; Blenniidae.
ACUUUGUCACCCUCAGAAAAACCGUUUGUUUGCAAACCAUCGUUCACAUUCCUCACAGCUUCCUGUGUGGUGUGCGCAGCUCGUCAGAUUGGUCAGGUAGAGUUCAGUUGCACAGACUCUUCUGCUGAAAUUGUUUAGGAAACAAAAAAAGUUCCAGACAUCCAGAUGUCGAACCCAGUGGUCACACAUCAACCUGGUGCCGGCGGCUAUGGGACUAAUGUCCAGACAGGGGAGUGGAGCACAGGCUUGUGCUCGUGUUGCAGUGACUUACUCGUCUGUGCCAUCGGCUGCAUUUGCCCACUGGCACUGAGCUGCUAUACAGCAAACAAGUAUGGGGAGAACUGCUGUUUGGGCUGUUUGCCAGGAGGCUUGACAGCCAUGCGAACUCACAUGAGACUGACCUACGGCAUUGAGGGAACAGUAUGUAAUGAUGCCCUGAUGUCCUGCUUCUGUGGACUUUGUGAGCUGUGCAGGAUGGCUCGAGAAAUCCGCAUCAGGAGUGGAGAGAUAACGCUGUAACGAGAGAUCCCGAUGAAGUCCUCCUAUUUCGAAGGCCUAUUGCUUUGAGCGAGCCUCCAUCCCUGCCCGCUCCUCAUCCACAUUUUGAUUUUGAAGUUGGUUUAGUAGCAGUAUUUGCAAACAAAAAUGAAAGAGUUAGAAGCUUGAAUGUUGAUUGUAUGGAUUGUGUCUACGUUUCUGUGGAAAAAAAAAUGCUGCUUCCUAAAACGCAGCAUUUAUUGUGUAACCAAUCAAAACAAAACGAUUCUGAAAUCAUUCAAAAAUAUUUCAGUUGAUGUCAUUGAAUAUACUGUACAUAUAUAUUGCAAACUGUUACACUGUUUGAUAUUCCCUUUUUCUCAACCUUAUAAUUUCAAAUAUUUAGAGGCCAUGAAUAGUAAGAGCUCAACAUGUGGUUCAAUGCUGUUAUGGAAGUGGCAAAGCCAUAAGACAUGCAUUACGUUUACAUGCAGCUAAAAUUCGGGUUCAGGUCAAUAUCUGGGUUUCUGAAACAUUAGGAAAACCCCGUUUACAUGCUUUAACAGACAGAGUUACCCCGUUUACAAGUCAGCGCAUUCAAUCGG